Molecule: messenger RNA, 997 nt
Organism: Nicotiana tabacum (common tobacco)
Lineage: Eukaryota; Viridiplantae; Streptophyta; Magnoliopsida; Solanales; Solanaceae
Product: coatomer subunit zeta-2
Biological process (GO): intracellular protein transport; retrograde vesicle-mediated transport, Golgi to endoplasmic reticulum; intra-Golgi vesicle-mediated transport
Cellular component (GO): COPI vesicle coat
Source: RefSeq, a predicted model, not a curated record
ACAUAAUAAGUAAAUACAAAAGAAAGUAAGAAGCGAGUAUCACGCCCCAGCAAAUAGGUUCCCUCCCUCCUUUCUCUACGGUGCGUUCGUAGGUCGAGCGAUCCGCCUUCAACGUCAAUUCUGAGCUCUUUCUCCUCAAUUCUCACUCACAAUGGAGACCUGCCCUUCAGUUAAGAACAUUCUGCUUCUAGAUUCCGAAGGAAAGCGUGUUGCUGUGAAGUACUACUCAGAUGAUUGGCCAACAAAUAUUGCAAGGGAAGCUUUUGAGAAGGCUGUGUUUGCCAAGACACAAAAGACUAAUGCCAGGGCAGAAGCGGAGAUAACAAUGUUUGAUAACUAUAUUGUUGUUUACAAGUUUUCCCAAGAUCUUCAUUUCUUUGUUACCGGGAGUGACAAUGAAAAUGAAAUAAUCCUUGCCAGUGUGCUCCAGGGGUUCUCUGAUGCUGUUGGUAUUCUUCUUAGGGGCAACGUAGAGAAGAAGGAGGCACUUGAAAAUUUGGACCUUAUUCUUUUGUGUCUUGAUGAAAUUGUUGAUGGCGGAAUUGUUCUUGAAACGGAUGCAAAUGUUAUUGCCGGGAAAGUGGCAAGCAAUAGCGUGGAUUCUGGGGCACCUUUGUCAGAGCAGACAAUAAGCCAAGCAUUGGCAACUGCACGAGAACAUUUAGCAAGAUCUCUUCUCAAAUGAUUUGUUGGGUCAACAAAAGAAAGGGAAACCAAGGCUUCGCAAGCAUUGAUUUCCUCCUGAAUGAACUAAUCGAUGAGCAUCAAGUUGCAUAUGUUUUAGAUCUUAUACUUCCAACUUAUGCCCAGUCUCUUGUUUCUACAUCUUUCGACUUAGUUGAACACAUUAAGAUGUAAUGCAAACUUGAUGCUUGUGUAGUGAGGGGGGAAGAACUCAUUUGCAAUGUGGAUUGUGACCUCACAUAGUGUCUUUUCCUGAUUUCCUUUUCUUGGUUCCUUAUUAUUUGCCUUUAAUGUAGUUAAUUAUUUUGGUUCA